AUGCCUACCGAUACGCGCAAGGAUGGCCUGGAAGCCAUUGAGAUGGAGAAUGCACCAGCUCCCCGACCAACCGAAUUCGUGGAGUAUUCUCCUGAGGAAGAAAGGAGUUUGAGAUGGAAGAUAGACUUGCGUUUGGUGACUAUCAUGUUGAUUGUCAAUGGAAUCCAAUUUGUUGACAAGCUUACGAUCAGUUACGCGGCGACAUAUGGCAUCGUCACUGAGGCACAUCUGGUGGGACAGGAGUAUAGUCUUCUUAUAACCAUUUUCUACAUCGGCUAUCUUGUUGCGCAGUACCCUACCAACUACCUUAUGCAAAGGUUUCCGACUGGAAAAUACUUGACGGUCAACUUCAUACUAUGGGGCGUCGUUCUGGCAGCUACUGGUAGUGCAACGAACUUCUCCUCGUUAGCAGCAGCUCGAUUUUUCUUAGGUGUUUUCGAGUCAUGCCUGAAUCCCGGCUUUGUUUUGAUCUCAUCUUCUUGGUGGAAGCGUGAAGAACAGGCUUCCCGUAUCGGUCUUUGGUAUAGUGCAAAUGGACUUGCCUCGAUUCCGGCGGGUGUUCUUUUCUGGGCAAUCGCUCACAUUGAUGUCGAUAAUAUGUUUCCCUACCAAUGGAUGUUCAUUAUAUUCGGCGCAUUGACUGUCCUAGUCGGUUCCGGUCUAUGGUGGCUGCUUCCUGAUAGCCCCAUAAAAUGCACAUGGCUCAGCGAACGUGAGCGAAUCAUUGCGGUGCAACGCCUAAAGGACAACAGAACCGGUGUCAAGAACAGCGAGCAUAAGAAAGAUCAAGUCAUUGAGGCACUCACUGACUAUCGUGUGUGGAUGCUACUGCUAGCUGUCUUCUGUCACAAUAUGACGAACAGCUUGCAAACAAAUUUUACCGGAAUAAUUAUCAAAGGAUUUGGCUACACCACCUACCAGGCUGUUUUGUUGCAAAUUCCGGUCGGCGCCGUCAUGGCGGUGUCGAUCAUUAUCGUCGGUUUCUUCCUCUCAUCCAAAUAUGGCCAGGGCAAACUGAUAUUGACCAUGGCCUGCUGCUACAUCCCGGGCAUCAUCGCGUGUGGAAUGCUCUACGGAAUUCCCGUGAACUCUUCCACCCUGGGAGCUCACCUAGCCGCCAUAUAUUUGAUUCCAUUGGUCGCUUCAGUGGGAGGCUUGAUGUAUACUGUGUUGGCGUCCAAUAUUGCGGGAUAUACCAAGAAGACUGUGACAGGAACAUUAUUCUUUUCUGCAUACUGCGUGGCAAAUAUAAUUUCGCCCCAGACAUUUCUCUCGUCUGAAGCACCCAAAUAUACCACCGGUGUCUUCGUGACCUUGGCUGCUUUCAUCAUCAACAUCAUCCUCUUCUCGAUACUAUAUAUCGUCUACACCAGAGAUAAUGCAGCCCGGGUCCGUGAAAAUGAGGCAGCUGGGCAUAUGGAUGAUGCAAGCGAUUUGGCCAACGCCUUUUCCGAUCUGACAGACCGACAAAACAGAAUGUUGCUUUACAGAGUCUAA
Molecule: messenger RNA, 1497 nt
Organism: Penicillium cosmopolitanum
Lineage: Eukaryota; Fungi; Ascomycota; Eurotiomycetes; Eurotiales; Aspergillaceae
Exons: 6
Coding region: 1-1497 (498 amino acids)
Biological process (GO): allantoate transport; transmembrane transport; dipeptide transport
Cellular component (GO): plasma membrane
Molecular function (GO): dipeptide transmembrane transporter activity; allantoate transmembrane transporter activity
Source: RefSeq, a predicted model, not a curated record